Naegleria lovaniensis is the source of this 3276-nucleotide messenger RNA. RefSeq lists its product as uncharacterized. The record is from RefSeq and is a predicted model, not a curated record. Gene Ontology annotation, molecular function: protein binding; protein serine/threonine kinase activity; ATP binding. The transcript is spliced from 7 exons. Gene Ontology annotation, cellular component: cytoplasm. Lineage: Eukaryota; Heterolobosea; Eutetramitea; Acrasida; Naegleriidae. The coding region runs from base 1 to 3276 and encodes 1091 amino acids. Gene Ontology annotation, biological process: protein phosphorylation.
AUGUUUGGUUUCGGCCUCUAUAAUGAUCAACUACCAAAUAUUUCGGUACUUCAAACUCUAGUUCAAAGUCAAAAUUUUUCAAACCUCAAAGAAUUUCAUUUGGAAUUUACUUGUUUUCAUCAAGAUAUAGUGAAAGUCAUAGCUGAAAGUCCAGUGUUAAAACUUUCAGGAAAUUUAACAGUUUUAUCAUUGGGUCGAUUAAUCAUUGGAUUGGAAGAUGCACACUAUUUUUCUCAAUCUGAAGCAUUUAGAAAUGUAAAAACAUUACAAUUGAAAGAAUGUUAUUUGGAUUCUCCUCGCUAUCAAUUAUCUCAAGGCCUUUCUAUUCAACAUUAUUAUUCCAUAUCCAAAAGAAACGAAUGUAUUGGAGGUAUGGGAUUAAUAGCUCUUGAAAAGAAUGGUCUCUUUUCAAAAAAUCUCACUUCAUUGACCAUUAGUAGUUCCAAUCUCUUCGCUGCUGAUUUGAAACAAGUUAUUUAUUUUGAACAAUUGAAAACCUUAAAUCUGUAUCGAAAUACAAACAUUGGUUCCAUUGGUGCUCAAUAUCUUGCAACGAGUUGUGAAAAUUUGAAAACAUUGACUUGUUUAAACUUGUCCUGGUGUGAAAUUGGAGAUGAAGGAUUCAUGUACUUGAUUCGAUGCCCCUAUUGGAAUCAUCUUGAAAAACUUUCAAUUUCAAGAAAUACCAUUCGAGAACCACAAACAUUUCAAGCUCUUGGUGAGGAUGGAGUUUUAUUACAACAACAUUUAUCCUCUCUCGAUCUUACUUGCAAUGAUAUUGAAAAUGAUGGAGUUAUUGCACUUGCACAGAGUUGUGAAAAAUUUCAAAACUUGAAACAUUUGUAUUUGAGUGCAACGAGUCUCAACGAACCAGCUGCGAAGAGUGUGUUGAAUGGUGAAAAAUUUUCGAAAUUGAAAACCUUCUCUCUACAUGCUUCCUAUACACGAGUCAAGUUAUUAGGAAGUGGUGGACAAGGAAGUGUAACUUUGGUGAAAAUUCAAAAACAAAAGAAGAGGUCACGUGCAUUUUCCUCAUUCAGUACAACAACAACAACAACAACGAAUACAAAUAUAAAUACAGCAGCAGCAACAACUACUAGCACCACCACGUCGACCAACACGACAUCUCAUCGGAGCAGUGAAGAAAUUUAUUCUCAAACCACAGCAACAGCAACAACAACAACAACAACAUUUGAAAAUGAUUCACAACCACAACAACAACCACGCGAAGAAGAACAAAUAAUUACGAUUGAAAAAUAUAGAGCUCUCAAAAGAAUAUUUUGUAUCGGAUUGGAUCAAUUAAAUUUAGCUCUACGUGAAGCACAAUCAGUGUUACAAAUUGGUUCUCAUCGAAAUAUUGUAAAAUGUUAUAAUUUUUUCAUUGAACGAUCGGAACAUGUCACAAAUAGAGGAUUGGAACAUGUUACGACGAUUGAAAAUGAAUGUGUUUGCAUCAUGUAUGAAUAUUGUGAAAAAGGAUCUCUUGCCGAUGUCAUUCGAUCGAAACGAACUUCAAACAAAAUUAUUCCAUGGAAUACUGUUCUCGAUUUUUUCAAACAAAUUUUGUGUGGAAUUCAAUUUAUUCAUCAAAAUAAUAUUUGUCAUAGAGAUAUGAAACCUGCAAAUGUCUUUCUAAGUUCAUCCACUCUCGAUCAUACCUGGGUGUUAAAAAUUGGAGAUUUUGGAUUUGCCAAAGCAGUGACAGAAACAUCUCAAAGUAUGGACACAGUGUUAGGAACUCAAGCGUUUGUCGCUCCAGAAAUUCGACAAUUUCAUCCUUAUACGACAGCGGUAGAUAUUUGGGGAAUUGGAUGCAUACUCCUCGAAAUGUUACUUCCUAAAACAUUUGAUUACUCGUACGAAUGGGCUUUUAAUUCUGGAAAAACAAUUGUAGAUCUCAUCAAGAAACGAUAUCCAGAAGAAGAAAUUAUUGAUUUGAUUCAUUUUAUCAUGAAAAUGAAUCCUAACGAAAGACCGAAUGCCACUCAAGUUUCGAGUUAUAUUUUGAAACAUAUUGAACAUGAAGAGAUUCAUGAACAAGAAAUGAUGACAGCUCUUCAAACACUAGCUCGAAAUAAGAAUCAAGAAAAGGAAAUUCUCAUCCUCAAAACACAAAUACAAUCGUUGCAAGGUCAAAUUCAUGAACUACAACACAUUGUGGAACAACAAGAAGAAGAAAUAUUUUACUUUAAUCAUCCAGAACUGAUUCCAACACGAUCAUCUUCAUUGGUCAAUGCUCCUUCUGGAUCUACUACUUCCUCAUCAUCAUCAUCCAAUUCAAUAAGCACCAAUCCACCAACCAUUACUGAUACAUUUUUAAAGAAUAUUUUUAAUCCAACGAACAAAUCCUCCAUGUAUGAAAAUUCAUACAAUCUCAAAAUAAUUCCCUUUAAAGAUUUCAAAAUAGAUCCUUCGAUACCACCUGUGACUGGUUCAUUAUUUAUGAUUACAUUUGGCAUUGUUAAAACUAGAGAAAUUAACAAUGGAGAAGAAACCAAAGUUGCGUUAAAAACACUCUUAACUCGUUACAAGACAGAUUUAGAUCAAAUUGUGAAAACAUUGGGAUUGGAAUUUAAUUCAAAAAUUUCACAUCCAGCCAUUGAGAGAAUUUAUGGAUUGACCAAAAAUGGAAAAGAAUAUUGUAUCAUUGGAGAGCCAUGCAUUGGAGGAAAUUUGAGACAAGUCUUAUUGAAUAGAAACAUUGGAAUUACUUUUUCUAUGAAAGUAGAUUAUUGUUAUCACAUUUCAAGUGCAUUACUCUAUUUAUAUGAACAGAAUCGUGCUAUUGGAGCACUCUCCCUCUAUCAUAUUGCUCUCAAUGAACAAUUAACACUUCCAAAAAUUACUACUUGGCACACCUCUUUCGAAUUGACACCCAAUGACAAACGUGUCGGAGUCAUCAAAUCACUCAAACAAUUAGCUGGAAUUUGUUGGUGUAUUUUAAUACGAGAAAAUACGGAAUCGAUUCGAAACUUCUUUAAAAGUCAUGAUCAAUUCUGUCCUGACAUUCCUCAAGUCAUUCAAAAGUAUUUAUCACCACCCGUACCAACACCUCAACAAGAAUUGUGGAUUUAUGAAUAUAUUGAAAUUGUGAAUACAUGCUUUUCACUUUCAGCUUCACUUGGCAAGAUGAAUAAGGAAGAUGCCUCAGAUCAUGAACUCUUGAAUGGAACAUUUCGAAAAAUUGUAUUUAGAUGGGGAAAGUUAAGAGAUGCUAUUAGUAGUAAUAGUAGUAGUAGUAAUAAUAAUAAUAAUAAUAAUAAUAAUUCCAAAUAA